UGUAAACACAGUCUGCUUCAAAGAUGAUGAAAAUAUGAAUCCUCGAGGGCCUCUGCCACUAUAAGACGAAGCUAGGAAUGUGCAGGACUGUUGAAAAUAUUGAGAAAAUCCCCCGAAUGUUGUUUGCCGACGGGGAAAAAAACAACAACUGAGCAGGAUGUCGAUGAGUGUGCCAGUCUUGAUACAUUUGGAAGUUGCUCUUUUGUUUGGCGGACACAAGCGUUGUUUUGAAGAAAAUCAAGACUUCUGACAAUCAUCAUGCAAAAUAAACUGCAACAUUUCCCACUUUAACUCAAAAUAAACAGGAUUAAUGGACAAUUAUUGCAGAAAAAAUGAAUUCAAGUUUCAAUGUUCCCUUAACUUGAUAUAAUUCUACAAUGUAAGUGUUUGGAGAAGACUCAUUGUUGUGGCCAGCAUGCACAUUUACUGAUCGUACAGCUUUUCCCUUCGACAUUGCAAACUUGAAUCCACACUCUUUAAAUUCCCCAAUGUUUUGAAAUGACUGCCCAUCAGUCUCUCACACAGUGAUAAUAAAUAGAAAUUUCAAAAGGUUUCCUUGGAAACAGUUUCAAAGGAAGGUGUCCAAUCCGUUGCGUAUCUGUGUUGGUCUGUCAUGUCAGAAAGCAAUCCAAAUAAAAAGGAGUUAUGCUCGCUUCAUGGAAAAUGAUGCUCAAAAGUUUAGCAGUUUUGUUCGAACGUGUCAAUAGUAUAUGUUUAGAGCUGCACCGCGUGGUUGCAGUGGGGAAAAGAAACAAAUGAAAACGUUAACGUUACGUGGGGACUACUUUGAAGCAUAUCUGCGCUAAAUACAUAUGUUGCAUUGAUAAAGUCGAAGAGUGACUGUGAUAUAUGCCGGUCAUGUUUGUGUGCACUCGUAAGUCGAGGCAGCAGGUUGCUGCGUAUUGUCAAUUUAGAUUUUCAUCUCGUCUGAAAUGUGGCGGUGGGAAAGUCAAGCCCUGUCCCAAGCCUGCAGUGUUGCAAAACGGCCUCUUAGGGCCGCUGUAGACCAGAAAGUUGACGAGUGGCUGCAGGAUUGGAGCUGCGCCUCCCGUGGAACGUCGACACAACACGGAGACGACGCCGCGGGAGGAGAACGCAUCGUUCGACGUGCUUGUCAAAUGAAGAAUAUAGGCCAUAUAUUUGGACCUUGAAGCUGUUUUCCUUCAAUUGAGAGUGCGUUGCAUCCGGCAUUCGACUGCGAGGAGGGUCUUUUUUUGCGUGGAAUAUCAGCAGAGUGGAGCUCCGCCGGGGAGAAUUGGACAGAACAAUGAAGGCGCAAGCGGUGAUGUUUGUGUCUCUCUUCGCCAUCGGCGCAGCGUACGGCCAGGCCAGCUAUUCUAUUCCGGAGGAAAUGAGCAGAGGGUCGGUCGUGGGCGACGUAGCGCAAGAUUUAGGUCUGGAAAGGCCACGUUUGAUUUCGGGCAAAGCCAAGAUUUAUUCCAGGAACAAUGAAGGAUACAUCGAGCUGAGCCGAGAGAAAGGACUCCUCCUCGUCAAAGAGCGGAUCGACAGAGAGGCUCUUUGCGCACACACCGCGCUUUGUGCGCUGCAUUUGGAAAUUAUUCUGGAGAGUCCUAUGGAGUUUUACAGCGUCACUGUGCAGAUUACAGACAUGAAUGACAACGCGCCGAGUUUUGAAAAAAAUGAGAUGAAAUUUAAAAUCAGCGAGUCUGCGACCAUCGGAGCCAAAUUUGUUUUAGAAAGGGCAGUAGAUCCGGAUGUUGGAAUGAACGACCUUCAAAAUUAUGAAUUAAAUCCAUCGGAUCAUUUUGCUCUUAAAUUGCAAAAUAACGCGGAUGGAAAUCAAAACGUGGAGAUGGUUUUACAGAAGCCUUUGGACAGAGAGAAGGAGGAGCAGAUGUCGCUCGUGUUGACGGCGGAAGACGGAGGAGAGCCGCGGAUGUCGGGAACGAUGUUGAUUCUUAUUACAGUGUUAGACGCUAAUGAUAAUGCGCCCGUUUUUACACAGCACACGUACAAAGCAACCGUGACUGAGAAUUCACCUGUCGGGACGAUCGUGGCAACUGUGUCGGCCUCGGAUGCAGAUGGAGGUUUGAACUCUAAAAUAUCAUAUUCAAUAACAAACACCAUGGACAACGUCAGAAAUAUAUUUCAGAUCAAUCAAGACAAUGGCCAGGUUUCAUUAAUUGGAAAUAUAGAUUUCGAAAAGUCAAAAUAUUUCCAAAUUAAUUUACUUGCAAGUGAUGAGGGAGGACUCACAGAUUCUUGCAAGUUGAUUAUUGAUGUACAAGAUGUAAAUGACAACAAGCCUGUGAUUAACAUUAUGUCCAAAUCAAAUGUGAUAUCGGAGGAUGCUGAAAUCAAUACUGCUGUUACAAUGAUCAAUACAGAAGAUUUAGAUUCUGAAGAAAAUGGAAAGGUGAAUUGCUUUAUUAACGAAAAUGUUCCAUUUGUUCUGAAAACCACCAAAAAGUAUUACUACAGUUUAGUGACAGACGGGGACUUGGACCGAGAGCGGUCGGCCGAGUACAACAUCAGCGUGACGUGCUGUGACGAGGGCGUGGCCUCCCUCUCCAGCAGCGUCACUCUCACCUUGCGCAUCUCGGACGUCAACGACAACGCGCCCGUCUUCGAGAGGAGCUCGUACGAGGCCUCCGUUGUGGAAAACAACACGCCGGGUCUCUCCGUCGUCACGCUGAGAGCCAGAGACGCGGACUGGGGCCGGAACGCUCGCGUUUCCUACAUCCUGGAGGACUCCUCCGUGAACGGAGUGCCGGCCUCCUCGUUCGUGUCCGUGAACGCCCAAAGCGGCGUCGUCAGCGCCGUGCGCUCCUUCGACUACGAGCGGAUGAAGCGGCUGGACUUUGCGGUGCGAGCGCAGGACGGAGGCUCCCCUCCUCUCUGCGGCAACGUGAGCGUGGGCAUCCUGAUCCGGGACCAGAACGACAACGCCCCUCAGGUCCUGUACCCGGUCCCGCCGCACGCCGAAACGGUGCCUCGUUCGGCAGACGCGGGCUAUCUGGUGACUAAAGUGGUGGCCGUGGACGUGGACUCCGGACAGAACGCCUGGCUCUCCUAUAAAGUGCAGCACAAAUUUGCCACAGACAGGGGGGCGCUGUUUGAAGUGGGCCUCCACAAUGGAGAAAUGCGAACUGUCCGCCGAGUGACCGAUAAAGACGCCGUCAAACAAAGACUGACCGUCGUCGUGGAGGACAACGGGCGGCCCUCUCGUUCGGCCACGGUGGCGGUGAACGUGGCGCUGGCGGACGGCUUCCCCGAAGUGCCGAGGUCGGAGUUCGCCGACGACUUUAGCGAGGACGACGACGACCGGCUGACUUUUUACUUAGUCUCGGCUCUGGUUGCGGUCUCCUUCCUCUUCGUCGCCUGCUCGCUGCUUAUCGUAUCGCUCAAGGUGUACAGGUGGAGACGGUCUCGCGUCCCGUACCGCUCCGACCUCCCCGUCAUUCCGUACUAUCCGCCGCGCUACUGCGACACGUUGGGGACGGCGGGGACGCUCCCGCACGUCUACAGUUACGAGGCGUGCGCCGCCGCCAAGAGUCACGUGACGAACACGCAAGCCGUGAGUCAAAGUUUAGUGAGCGUGGACGGAGCGGACGCCGACGUGCCGCGCGGCGGCGAGCAGACGUCGGGGAACUGCUCUCGGAUGUCGACUCUGGUGAGUCAAAUCAGUACAUUUGUUUCAAUCUAUGUUUGUUUUCAGAAUUUAUAUCAUGGAGAAGCCUUGUUCUUGUAUUGAUACAUAUUUUAAAGUCAUUACAUUUCAUUUACAGUCGUGUUCAGAACCUGAAAGCUAGGCUUGAGUAAAAGUACACAGAAAUAGGGCAUCUUCUCGUUGGAAAUGGGAGAAGAGAUUUGGUGGUGGAAGCUCAAAAUAAAGGAAAUCCUCAAGGAAAGAGGUUAGCUGAGAAGAAGUGGAACACUGAGAGGAGGAGAACGGAAUACAUUGAGAUGCGAUGGAGGGCAAAGGUCGAGGUGGCAAAGGCCAAACGAGACAUAUGAUGACAUUUAUGCCAGGUUGGACACGAAAGGAGGAGAAAAAGAUCUAUAUAGGUUGGCCAGACUGAGGGAGAGAUGGGAAGGAUGUGCAGCAGGUUAGGGUGAUUAAGGACAGAGAUGGAAAUGUGUUGACUGGUGCCAGCAGUGUGCUACACAGAUGGAAAGAAUACUUUGAGGAGUUGAUGAAUGAGGAAAAUGAGAGAGAAGGGAGAGUAGAAGAGGCAAGUGUGGUGGACAAG
Phycodurus eques (leafy seadragon) is the source of this 4217-nucleotide messenger RNA. RefSeq names its product protocadherin beta-16-like. Gene Ontology annotation, biological process: homophilic cell-cell adhesion. The coding region runs from base 1268 to 3718 and encodes 816 amino acids. NCBI's taxonomy places the organism in Eukaryota, Metazoa, Chordata, Actinopteri, Syngnathiformes, Syngnathidae. The record is from RefSeq and is a predicted model, not a curated record. Gene Ontology annotation, molecular function: calcium ion binding. Gene Ontology annotation, cellular component: plasma membrane. The transcript has a single exon.